AUGUAUGCAAAUGCCAUGCAAACGAACUGCGGUACCACUUACCUGGCCCCUCGGGUUCUUGCAUCUGGCUUGCAUCUGGGUGGUGGAUGGGCCGCUUGUUGGCCAGAGGUGGCUGCAUUGGCUGGCGUGAUGGCACCCAUGGAUCGGGAAUCGGAAACCUGGAGUUGCACGAGGUGGGCUGGCACAGGAUGCAAGGGAACUGCAAGAGAGAACCACGAUGUUGGGUUCCCAACCAUAUUCGGAAAUUCUCCAAGGAAAAAGGUCACAGGGUAUCCGUGCAUGAUGCAUGUCACCUAUGACAGCAUGGUGCUUGGCGACACAGCAGGGCAAACACGCAUGCGUUAUCGGAAUCGAGACUGUAAGGGCGCACAGAAUCGUGUCGGUGCAUACGGUCUGGUGGGACGGUGGAACGUUGCGAGGGCCAUGGGUUUGGGCUGCGCGCUAGGCGAGUUGCCGGUUUGUUUUAGAUGGAUUGGCGUUGAGGUGGGACGGACGGGGAGGGGGAGGGGUCGAGAGGGGAAAGAAGAUAGGGAGAUUGGAAAAUCAUGUGAAAUGUGCACGGAGUAG
Molecule: messenger RNA, 567 nt
Organism: Hyaloscypha bicolor E
Lineage: Eukaryota; Fungi; Ascomycota; Leotiomycetes; Helotiales; Hyaloscyphaceae
Exons: 3
Coding region: 1-567 (188 amino acids)
Source: RefSeq, a predicted model, not a curated record